Messenger RNA from Teleopsis dalmanni, 3483 nucleotides. Its product is annotated as HEAT repeat-containing protein 1 homolog. The transcript has a single exon. The coding region runs from base 1 to 3483 and encodes 1160 amino acids. Gene Ontology annotation, biological process: positive regulation of transcription by RNA polymerase I; maturation of SSU-rRNA from tricistronic rRNA transcript (SSU-rRNA, 5.8S rRNA, LSU-rRNA). The record is from RefSeq and is a predicted model, not a curated record. Gene Ontology annotation, cellular component: small-subunit processome; t-UTP complex; 90S preribosome. Gene Ontology annotation, molecular function: snoRNA binding. NCBI's taxonomy places the organism in Eukaryota, Metazoa, Arthropoda, Insecta, Diptera, Diopsidae.
AUGGUUUCAUUAGAGCUGGUCAACAAUUGUGACUCAAAUCUUAUAUUGUUGGCGUUAAUGCCUUUGCUUUUACCAUCUAAUAAUAGCCAAAUAGCUAAGGAUAAUAUUGUCACAAUACUAGGGAGCCCACUAGCCAAUAAGUUGGUUUUUCUAAGGGAGCUAGACGUAGAUAAUAUUAUUACAACCGAUUUUGAUGCAGCUUCUUUCAAAAUACAUUUCUUGGGCGUGAUUGCCAGUCAUAUGAAAACACCAACUGUGACUGAAUUAUUUACUAGUGUGGAUGCACAUCAAAAAGGCUUCUUUCGUUCCGCAAUGGACGUUUCGCACAUAAUGUUGCUUGUUAUUGCAUGCCUCAAUCAAAGAUUGGACAGUAAUGAGUCGUUGAAAAUUUUUAAACAAAUUCGCAACUAUACAAAAGACUUUGAAAUCAAGCAUAUACCAUGUGAGAAUUGGCAAAAGUUUCGCAAACGUCCAUAUAUUCCACUGCGUUUAUAUAUCGAUUUCGUAUCAAAAGUUGUAGAGCAUACAAAUCUCUCUGAUGAUAUUUAUAACUGGCAAUUGCCAAACAAAGAUUUGGAAUAUUUGCUGUACAUCGUUAAUUUUAUAUCUGAAGAAGUGUUUCGAAAGGAAGGAGGAUCAUUUAGACAUGAGUGGUUGAAAACAAUUCAACAAAUUUUCGGUGUGGUUUUUCCGAGGCCAUAUACAGUUAUUGACUUCUUUGCUAACUUCUAUGUUUAUAGAGACUUGAAUUGUGAGAUAAAUUAUACACUUUUGCGUUUGAGAGCCUGCAUUUUAUUUUCUGCAUUGUGUCGGAAGUUAAAUACCACGCUCAAAUUUAAUUUGGUGCAAAUUCUUAAAAUUACAAUGGGUUUGCAUGCUUCUUCACAACUAAUACGCUUCCAAGCCAUAUCUGUCCUUUCACAAAUUAAAAAGCAUGCAAUAUUGGAUUCUAACUUGCUGUAUCUUGUGGAUACGUUUUUGUCACGCGAAAGAGAGAUCUUCACAUGUCAUGAACAGGCUCCACUUUUAUGGUACACACUGCUUAAACCAACAAAAGAAGAAGCAGAUGAAAGACUUGGAAUUCAACUUUUUAAGGAUAUUUUAAAAUUGUUCACAAUGCGUUUUUAUUUAGAGCACUCCGCAUUCAUUUCAGAAUUGCUUAGCGCAUUCAAGCAUAUUGACGAUAUGGAUGUAUUACAAGUUUUAAUGCCAUUGGCAUUCGAUGCCUUGGACCAUACAACUGACGACGGUACAUUGAAGGUUUUAGCCGCACCUUUCAAAAAUGUUUAUAAUCUUAUUAUGCAGCGAUUUGAAUUAGCCGAUUCUGCAGAGAUACUAAUGAAAUCUCCUGGUGCUUGGGAACUGUUUAAGAAAUCGUGUCAAAUGCACAAUGUUUAUCUGGUCUAUGACGAUAGAAUGCAACCCGUGCCCUGUUUACUUCUGAAUGUAUUAGAUGGUGUAUUUUACGGAAAAUUAAACAAGAACUCGCAGUUGAAGUUGUUUAAAUUGAUUUUACGAACACUGUACACCUCAGAUAAUGAUACAAUUUUUCAAGCUGCAAACAAAAUGUUUAACAAAUGCAUUUUUGAAGGUAACAUGCUGCGGGUUAUAUUACAGCAAAUGCUGGGUGAUUUGUUUAAAACGGGGAAGACGCCGUUGAAGCAGAAGCCAUCGGCAAUUGCAAAUGCAGCUAAACUUGAAUCAGAAAAAUUGCAAAUGCAAAUAACUACACAAGAGUGGAAGGAAGGAGUUAUAGUUCUUCAACUGUUGGAACAGAGAAAAAUAAUAUUGCAUACUGAACAGUUAAUAUCAGUGCUAUUUGAUUUGCUAAAAGUUUGUUUAGAGGUAGAAGAACAAAAUACUGUGGAAUAUGCAAAACAAUUAAUAUUAGCUAUAUUAUUGCAAUGCUGUGAAGUUUGCAAGGAGGAUGGUAUUGCAAUACAGGAAAUACUACCAGAAAAUACAUUCCGUAUCGAUCAUAUAGUUGAUUAUGUACGUUCAACACAAAAUCCACAAACACACCAUAAUGCAUUACUCUUGCUUGCUCACUGUGCAGCUCUAUAUCCGCAACAAGUGCUCCAUAAUAUCGUGCAAAUAUUUACAUUUGUUGGUUCAACAAUUGCACGACAUGAUGAUGCUUUUAGUUUUUACAUUAUAAACACUGUUGUUGAAAAAAUCGUGCCAAUAUUGUUGGAGCACGGCACAUCCGCUGCAGUAAGUGUAGAUGGUAUCGAUGGUCGUGCUAUACCAUUGUUGAAAGUGUUCUCAGACAUAAUGUUCGAUGUACCAGAACAUCGCCGGCUUUUGCUGUAUACUAAGUUCUUAAAAACACUCGGGCAUAAAGAGUAUCUCUGGAGCUUUUUGUGUAUUCUAUUUGAAGCGCACAUUACAGAUACUGAAAAUGAAAGGAAAAAAGGCAAACAGUCCGAUGUGGCUUCUAUAUUCCUAACAGUUAAAACAACUCGUUUUCUCUUUGCUAUAGACCUGGUCAAGUCACUUGAAACAAGCAUUAUUUUAGAGACAUGCUUACAAUUGCUUACGUACGUUACAAAUUUACCAUUGAGUGAGCAAAAUGCAGUUACUUCAGAUGAAAGUAUGGACACCGGAGAAGUCUCGCUUUACGAUGUGAAAUGUCACACAAAGAGACAAUUCCGUCAUUAUAAAUAUCUGAUUAUAGAGUUUUUGCAUAAUAUAACAUGCGAACAUUCAGUAAUGUUAAAAAUAGCUAGGCUAACAGAUGAGGAACAGCUAGAUAUGAAAACUCUAUAUCAAAGUUUAGUAGUGAAAAUAUUAACUUAUAUACCCAAAGUCAAAUCGACUAUUGCAGAACAAACAGAGGGGCAUGAAUUAAAAUUAAAUAAAGCUAUAUUGAAUUAUCUUCACGAUCUGCUCGAGAACGUCAUAUUAAUGCUAUCUCCAAAUCUUUUCCUAAUGGUAAUUAAUGGCUUAGUGUUGCAUAAUAUCUAUAGUAUACGUCGUAAAGUAAUGGAAUUGCUAAUAAAUAAGUUGCUGACCAAGGAUACUUUCUUUAGUGGUCAGUUCAAUGAUGAAAUUUCUAAACUUUUUGAGCCAUUCAACACCAUUGUCGACACAAUAGGAAGGAAAACCGAGGAACCGAAUGGUGAUGCUGCAGCGCAUCCAAUAAAUACUAAUAACGAUGCUAUACACAUGCAACAAACAACCCUUAUAUGCAUUAAGGUACUAUCAAAAGCUUACGGAACUGAAUUUAUUGAGGAGUUCAAAGGUUUACUUGCUAAAAUAACGAAAGUUUUGAAAUUGCGUAAAAAUAUGCCACGCCUUUUAACUAGUGCUGUCAUUAUAACUAUUGCCGAAAUCGCAUCUAAUUUGAGAGUUCAUUCGUUAGCGUAUUUGCCAAGAUUUAUGCCCUAUUUAAUUAAUAUACUGCAAGAGCAGACAGCACUGUUGGAGAGUCAACCGUUAGAUAAUAGCUAUGCAGCACUUGUAUUAAGUAAGUCAGAAUGA